Mercenaria mercenaria is the source of this 4192-nucleotide messenger RNA. Its product is annotated as heavy metal-binding protein HIP-like. The transcript has 2 exons. Bases 607 to 1347 code for a protein of 246 amino acids. The record is from RefSeq and is a predicted model, not a curated record. Gene Ontology annotation, molecular function: protein binding. Lineage: Eukaryota; Metazoa; Mollusca; Bivalvia; Venerida; Veneridae.
AGGAGCAACACAAUAUCAUGAUAUAUUGUCAAGUUGCAGUAAUAUCGGACCAAUUGGGUUUUCAACAUCGGUUCGAGAUCUUUUUGCACAGUUGUAUUUUACCGGGAUAAAAACCUGUUGGACAAGAAUGCAAGCAUAAUACUGUUCACCAGUGUGUCGAGUUUAUGAUAAAACUGCCACCCUCCCGAGCGAAGUAAGUUCACUUUGGAAGAUCAUACAGAUAUAUAUUUAGUCAACUUAGCACGAACUAGAUUAAUUCAAAAGUAAUAAAAUGUUUUAACAAAUGACAAUUGAAUGUCUAUAACUUAAAAGAACUCUAAAGGUUACGUCUUAAAAAGGUAUGUUAAGUGAAAGAAUAUCUUUGUAUUUUACACAUAUUGGAAGUAAAAAGAAUGUAAUAUUCAUUACCUUAAUAAGUUUAUAGGAAACUAAAACCAAACUUGAAAAUUAAUUUCAAUGUAACAGGUCUUACUAAUGUUCCCACGAUUAAUGAUUUUGUUACCUAAUUUAAGGGUCUAAUGCAGCGUAUAAUUUGUGCGCAGUUAGAAUGUUAUAAAACGCUGCAAACGAAAUAGUGUUCACAGUUUUUUUCAAAAACGGUUCGAGAUGUCGAAGCUAAAUUUAUGUUUAGUUUUCAUAACUGUUGCUCUUUGCUUGCUUCAUUUGCCCUGUGACUCGGAACCUGUGUGUUCUCAGUUCGACUAUGAUAAGAAAUUAAUCGAAUAUAUGAUAGAAACGAGGCGUGAAGUGAAAGAGAUGGCGAAAGAUUUAAGAAGGACGGAGGAAUAUCUUCUGGCUGUCUUGGAACACCGUAAAGUUGAAAUGGAAAAAUUGUCAGAGGAUGUGAAGGACAAAUUGGAAAAUGACAUGCGGAAUAUCACAGAAGACGUAAACAGCCUUAAAGGAAAGACUGAAAAACUGGACAUUCCAACGGUAGCGUUCAGUGCCUUCAAACCAGCUGACAGAAACUUACAGACUAAUGAAGUCCUCAUUCUAAAGUCAGUUCUUGUCAAUGAAGGAAAUAGUUAUGACACUAACACGGGUAAAUUUACUGCACCGGUACGCGGCCUGUAUCAUUUUACGGCGCAUGUUUGCAACUCAUUCGGGUUAGUCAUACAUUAUGCUAUUGUCAUGGACGAUGAAUGGAUUGUCGGAAGCCAGCAGUUUGAGCAAGCCAAUGAAAAUAACAACAAAUACGCUAGCUGUAGCUCCGUCAGUGCCCUAAUAAUGAUGGAACCUGGUGCAGAAGUCUGGAUUAUGUCUACUUCCGGAUAUUCUGAAGCCAAACAGAUUUACGAUGACGCGUACCGCCGAAACUCGUUCAUUGGUGUUCUUCUUCGUACAUAAUCUAUCGCGUUCAGAAUCCAAUAACAUUAUGUAUACACAUUCUGCUUUAACAAACGUACUUUCCCACGCUUCAAUAAUCGUAAAACAAUUCAGCUAUUAUUUACAUUUACUAGAAGAAAUGUUAUUUUGUAGUUAUGCUAUGUUAAGAUCUAUCUUCGUCGAACGCAAUGCGCAGUUGGUCUGCAUGUUUAAAAGUUUAUCAGCUUAAUUUAAGGGUAAAGAAGCCUGAAAACAAGUUAAUUUUAUAUGAAAGCCAUCAUCAAGCCUUUCAUAACGCUGAAAGAAUUUUUAAAAUCGGACAACUAUUGAAAAAGAUAUGGCAGUUUGAAAUUUAAGAAAAUAUCUGAUAAUGGAGGCAGCCAUUUUAGUGUGUUUAUGACGUCAUUUACACACUGCUGAAUAAUUUAUUUAGCAAAUAACCAUUUAAAAGACUAAUUUUCAUAUGUUUCUUGAGUGUAAGAUGUAAAACAUGAUAAUUUCUUUCAUUAUAGCUGGAAAAGUAGAGAAAUUAUUUUACAGUUUUAAGUAAACGCAGUUCAAAUGUGUAUCUAAAAAUUUAUUAAAUCCGCCAUUUUGUUUUUUGUUGCCAUAGAAACAAAAUGGCCGCCAAUUUGACCAAAUAUUUAAAUGCGCAUAACUUUCUCAUUUUUACUCCGAUUCUGAAAAUUCUUUCGCUUCUUUAGAUGAUUUAAGAAAUCCCAACUGACAAAAUUAACAUUAGAACAACGUUGCCUUUCCCUUUAAAGAUAUAUCGGACAGUUUCUAUAUGUAUAUAGGCAAAACUUUUCAUACGGACAGAAGUUCUUUAAACUUCAUGUACUUACUGAGAGUCAAGCACAAAGACGGAAAUAUGUAUUUAAAUUUUAAGUACCUGGGCUCGAUCUUGAAUUGUCUGUCCUUGAAAAUCAGAAAAUACUAAAAAAUCUAAUUUUCAAUGGCAGAUAAUUCAAUAUCAAGGCAAGGAAAAUAUGCGUUUUAUUUGAUAUUUCUGUUUCAGACUUCAUUUGAACUCAGUAUACAAAGUUUAAAGAAAUUCGGUCAAUGGGAAAGAUCAGGACCUUGCGGUAUCAUUUUGUCAUGUUCAUAGUUAAGGACAUUUGCCACAGUGUCUAUAUUAGCAUGGGGCAAAAUUUUCUUACGGACAGAAUUUCUUCUUUAAACUUUGUUUACUGACAGAGAAUCAAAUCAAAAACGGAAAUAUGAAAUAAAACAAAUCCUAUGUGCUCAGCCUUGGUCAUGAAUUAUCUGCCCUUUUAAGUCGGAAAAUACUGGGAAAAAUCUAUUUUCAAGGGCAGAUAAUUCAAGAUCAAGACCGGGUAUCUAUGAUUUUUAAUACAUAUUUCUGUUUUAAACUUGAUUCUCAGUCAAUACAUAAGAAAUUAUGUCCGUAUGAAUUUUUUUGGCGUAUAUGCAUAUAGAUAGCUGUUCCAUAUGUGUUUUAAUGUGGAAUAAGAAGUUUAAUAUGAAAGAUAAGCUCACCGACAUGCUUAUAAAUUUGCCACAACAAUAAUGUUCCAAUAGAUCAAAACAAUUGCACAUUGUAUUAGACUUGGAAUUAAUGAGAUAAAAUAUAAUAGUCCACUUUACUUAAUUAUUGAGAAUUUUUUAUGUUAAAAGCGGCAGACCUGUUAUCAAAUGCUUGUGUUUGUCUUAGUACUGAUUAAAAUAAAUCACUACCAGAUGUGGUUUGGCUUUAUCCAGGAAUAUGACUAUUUUAUAAAGGUUAUGCUUCAUCCUUUACAAGGGGAGCUGCAAUGGCUGUGAGGUUAAGUUCGGAGACUUACGAAUCACUUUUCCUUCACCACUUCGGGUUGGAAACCUCGUUUCAGGUGUAGAAAUAUUUCAUGUGAGGAAACAAACAAAGUAUUUUGCUUCGUUUGUUUGCUUUGGGUUUAACGCCGUUUUUUCAACAGUAUUUCAGUCAUGUAAUGGCGGGCAGUUAAUCAACCAGUGUUCCUGGAUUCUGUCUCAGUACAAACCUGUUCUCCGCAAGUAACUGCCAACUUUCCCACGUGAACCAGAGCCGGAGGACGAGUGAUUUCAAAAACAAAGUUUUUAUCAAAGCGUUGCGGAGAACAUACGCCCGAGGAUCGAACUCACGACCCCGCGAUCCGCAGACCAACGCUUACUGAGCUAAGCGGGCGGGCGGUCAAGUUUUUUUCGGAAUAUCGAUGGUUCUACUCAGGAAUCCCUCAUGCCUGAAAUAAUUCUUGAAGGGCCAACUGGAGACUUUAUAUUAGAAGCCGGAAAGUCGCCAUAUGACCUGUCUUUCAUUUGGUAUGGCAUUUAACCAAACAAUAUCAUCGGAUAACAGUUUGAAUCUAAUGCAUUUACCCAAAGUCGAUUUUGAUAUCAAAUUUAACAACAUAGAAUAUGUACUAAAGGUAUGACAAAUUUAAAAAGAAACACAAUUUUAGUUGUAUGAAACUAAUAAGCAAAAUCAAUGACUAGUAAGCAUUUCCGUGUUGUUAGCCAUUUUCGGGUUUCAAUGUUUUCAACAUUUGACUAUUGACCACACCUGACUUUAGUUAUUGUAUCGGUAAAAAUUGUUAAAUGAAAACAAAAUGUUGUUUCAGUGUCUACUUUUUAUUAAGCUGUAUUGAGAAAUUAUUAGCAACAUUCAAUGCCGUAAUAGUCUGUCUUAUAAUUUCAAUUCAGUUUUACUUGUACUUCCCGUUUUCGGUAAAAACAAGGAUCAUUAUUAUCAAUUUGAAUUACUUGUGUUUCAGCCCGCCUAUUGUACGUUGUAUUCUUGUACUUUGUUAUCAUAUUAUUAUACCAUGUAAUUGUAAUGUCAUAUGUAUAGCCUGAUAUGGAUAUUAAAGUGUCUGUCUGUCUGUCUGUA